AUGGCACCAAAGAAGAGCACCAAGACGUCCGACAACAUCAACGCCAAGCUUGCCUUGACUAUCAAGUCCGGUAAGGUCACUCUUGGUUACAAGUCGACCCUCAAGACCCUCCGCUCCGGCAAGGCCAAGCUCGUCAUCAUCGCCGGCAACACCCCUCCUCUCCGCAAGUCUGAGCUCGAGUACUACAGCAUGUUGGCCAAGACCGCUGUCCACCACUUCUCCGGCAACAACAUUGAGCUCGGCACUGCCUGCGGAAAGCUCUUCCGUUGCUCCACCAUGGCUAUCCUCGACGCUGGUGACUCCGACAUCCUUAGCUCGCAGGUCGCAUAA
Molecule: messenger RNA, 330 nt
Organism: Ramularia collo-cygni
Lineage: Eukaryota; Fungi; Ascomycota; Dothideomycetes; Mycosphaerellales; Mycosphaerellaceae
Product: 60S ribosomal protein L30
Exons: 4
Coding region: 1-330 (109 amino acids)
Cellular component (GO): cytosolic large ribosomal subunit
Molecular function (GO): RNA binding; structural constituent of ribosome
Source: RefSeq, a predicted model, not a curated record